Messenger RNA from Uncinocarpus reesii 1704, 828 nucleotides. RefSeq lists its product as uncharacterized. Gene Ontology annotation, molecular function: structural constituent of ribosome. The transcript has 2 exons. The record is from RefSeq and is a predicted model, not a curated record. NCBI's taxonomy places the organism in Eukaryota, Fungi, Ascomycota, Eurotiomycetes, Onygenales, Onygenaceae. Gene Ontology annotation, cellular component: mitochondrial small ribosomal subunit. Bases 1 to 828 code for a protein of 275 amino acids.
AUGGGGAGAAUCAACCUGAACGCUCUCCGCGUGAGACAGAAUGUUCUUGCACAAAAGGCAUGCGGUAAAAUAUCACAGACACCAUGCUGGGUCGACGUACUGUCCGACAUCCCCCCUGCGACGGCGCUCGUGCGCAAUCUUCCGCAACAACACCCCGUUAUCCAGCAACGAGUCAAGACGUUGCCGGGAAAAUCAACACCUCAAACAGUCAUUGAAACGCGGGAAACUCCCCGCCACAAGAAGAAAAAGGCCAGCCGAAUGUUCCUACCAGUUGAAAUACGCUAUGAGGAGGAUCAGCUACGAAAAGAGUUCUUCCGAGACCAUCCGUGGGAGCUUGCUCGACCAAGGGUGGUGCUUGAGAGCACUGGAAAUGAUCAUGCCAGAUACGACUGGUCCAAAAUGCAGCAACCCGGAAAGCGUCUCGACGGUGAAAGUGUUGUACAACGCCAAUUAUAUCUUCUGAAUACCGUGCCGGAUAUCACUAAAGGUCAAGCCUACGAUAUAGCCCGCCGAGAGUUUUAUCAGCUUCGAUUACAAGAGGAUGUUGAGCGAAGGGUGGCGCAGGAAGAAGCGAGAGCCACCGGCGCAUACUUCGGCAAGGACGUGACGCAGGUCUCGAUGGAGUUAGAAAAUAAAGAGUACGAUCGCUGGCGAGUCUGGGCACAAAAAGAAGCAGAGCAGCUAUCGCAACGUGCCGCUGCUUACUCCGGUGCGAGCCUUGAGCUCAAGGACGACUCGGACGCCGGUCUCCUGGAGGGAGCUGAGCCUGAAUUGGACGCACCUGCAGCUGAGAUGGCACAACCUGUGACAGCGGGUCUAAGGCGAUAA